AUGAGGGUGACCACCGGAGGGCUAGGCGGUGCUGGACCUCUUGCAGAGAGGAGCGUCAAUAUCGCGCCACAAGUCUCGACGGGGAUGAAACCCACGGCGGGUAAAAAACGCAAGAGUGACGGAGCACCAACCAUCGACCCAGAUGAUAUCGAAUUACCUGAGGACAUGGAGAUUGUAAGUCUUGACUCUUACUAUUGCCUCACUGCGUCAUUGCCUGUAUCCCGAAAGUCGCGUGAUCCCCACAAGCAAGGUGGUGGUGGCCAUGUUAUGAAACUCAACGGGAGGGACAAGGGUUCCGGCGGCGACACGUACUUUGCCGCCGCCGGGUUUUUCAAACGUCGUCAACUGGCCGGAGUGAAGACUUGUCGACAAAAUAAAUCCAAACCCAACACCUCGACUUCCAAUUCAUCCACGAACACCGCCGGCGCCGCCGCCGCCGGCGCCAGAACCUCGUCCUCCUCCACCGGUAAAUCCAAAAGGGCAGAAAUCGCAGAGGUCGAAGCCGCCAAUGACGUUUCCCAGAUCAGACUCACGGGCGAGGACGACGACACCGUCCCCGUCAUGGACACGUGCGACGACGUCCGGGCCAAGAUCAACAAGUACCUCCGGGAGACGCCCCACGCCACGGGAGCCAGCGUCAUCGGCACGAUCAACCGUGCCCUCCCCGAGGGGAGCCGCAACCAGGCAUUCGGCCCAGACCCCUUUCCAGGUUCCUCGGCGCCAGCGGACCCCGCAAGGGGGCCGAGAGCAUGGUCUUUUACACGCCGCCUACGUGUUUUUCGAGAAGCUCCGACUGAAGCAGAACAGACCGAAAUCCCAGAAAGCGUCUGGACGUGGAAAAGGCCUGGGGACCCCGGGGGCAUCGACCUGGAAGAUUCCUCCAGGACCCGCGUCUGGGUUGGACCGGGCAUCCCGGACGUCUACGAGGACAAGUUCGGCAAGCUCCAAAUUAUGUGAGUAAAGCGAUGAGUCCGUGGUGUAUGGGUGUACCAAGAUACAAGUGCCGGCAUGGCGGAGCAAAGCUUCAAACCUGCGCGAGUAUCAGGGCCAGGCGAUGAAGAGUGGGGGGUUGAGGGAAAAAGGACAG
Exophiala oligosperma is the source of this 1087-nucleotide messenger RNA. RefSeq lists its product as uncharacterized. The transcript has 2 exons. NCBI's taxonomy places the organism in Eukaryota, Fungi, Ascomycota, Eurotiomycetes, Chaetothyriales, Herpotrichiellaceae. The record is from RefSeq and is a predicted model, not a curated record. Bases 1 to 957 code for a protein of 318 amino acids.